Conger conger (European conger) is the source of this 4647-nucleotide messenger RNA. It is a transcript of the gene mllt10, whose product is annotated as MLLT10 histone lysine methyltransferase DOT1L cofactor. The coding region runs from base 220 to 3558 and encodes 1112 amino acids. Gene Ontology annotation, molecular function: histone binding; nucleosome binding. The transcript has 22 exons. Gene Ontology annotation, biological process: regulation of transcription by RNA polymerase II. Lineage: Eukaryota; Metazoa; Chordata; Actinopteri; Anguilliformes; Congridae. The record is from RefSeq and is a predicted model, not a curated record. Gene Ontology annotation, cellular component: nucleus.
UCACUGCGGGCGCAUGCGCUCGUGCAGUGUCUGUGAGACUUGUCCCUAGUGUGCUCGCGCUGCGUGUGGAACGAAAUAUCACGGUGGUAGUAGCGAGCGUAAAACCUAACCAAACAACAUGGCCUUCCAACAAAGUGGAACCUAAAGGAAAUAACAACAAAGAAGCAAUAACGCAUGUAACGCCAGCUUAGCUUUUUAUAUGCUUGCUUUUCCUCUUAGAUGGUAUCCAGCGAGCCGUCUCUACCAGUGGAAGACGACUACUUCGCGAAUAAUAUGAAGGAGAUGAUUGGAGGCUGCUGCGUUUGCUCAGAUGAGAGAGGCUGGGCUGAAAAUCCACUGGUUUACUGUGACGGGCAUGGUUGUAAUGUCGCUGUUCAUCAAGCAUGCUAUGGUAUUGUCCAAGUCCCUACUGGUCCCUGGUUUUGUCGAAAAUGUGAAUCCCAGGAACGGGCGGCUCGUGUGCUUAAGGGAUGGAAGGGAAGAAAGCCCAGUCAGCAGGCCCUCGAUGGAGGACGACGAGCCAGCACCCAACACAAAGCUGAGGAAGACGAGAGACUGGCCAAAAGUUUAAAAACUAUGAAUACAUGGAGGUGUGAACUGUGUCCCCACAAAGAUGGUGCGCUCAAGAGGACAGACAAUGGAGGGUGGGCCCAUGUUGUGUGCGCGCUCUACAUCCCCGAGGUGGAGUUCGCCAACGUGUCCACAAUGGAGCCCAUCGUUCUGCAGUCUGUUCCACACGAGCGCUAUAACAAGACGUGCUACAUCUGUGAGGAGCAAGGCCGAGAGAGCAAAGCCGCCUCUGGAGCCUGCAUGACUUGCAACAAACAUGGCUGCAGGCAGGCCUUCCACGUCACGUGUGCUCAGUUUGCUGGACUGCUGUGUGAAGAACAAGGCUCAGAUGCUGACAAUGUGAAAUACUGCGGUUACUGCAAGUACCAUUACAGCAAACUGAGAAGGAGCAAAGGCCGCGGUAGUAGGGCUCAAAGCUUAAGCGAUUCUUCCUCUCACUCUUUGGAUAAACAUCAUGACAAGGACAAGAAGAAGCACAAAGACAGGGACCGACACAAACCCAAGCACCGGAAGGCUUCGGAGCCCUCGUCUGCGCUCGUCCCUCCGUUGAUGGUCACCUCUGAGAAGGCUUACAGCAGCAGCAGCGUAACGGCAGCACCCAGCUCACAGAAGCGUCUGGACGAUGGUGCGGGACGUUUCACCAAUGCCAACUUCCAGGAGGUGCCCACCCACCCUGGGGCCGGCGCCAAGGAAGGGGGGUCGACGGAGGGCAAGGGGCUUGAGGGCAAGAGCAAAAGGGCGGGAAGCCAUGGCUCGGGCCAACGGGGGCGCAAGUCGAUGCCUGGGAAACCAGCUCUCUCCGUGGUGGUGUCCACAGCGACCUCCGUCACGGUCUCCUCCUCCUCCUCCUCUUCGUCCUCCAGCAGUCCCUUCCAGCAAGGCCUUCUUUUGGGAAGCAGCACGAAACCGUCCUCGGGUGGCUCCGUUAGCCAGCCCACGCAAGACUUCCAGAGCUUCUCCGAGCCGAGCCUGCGCAGCGACCCCCUGUUCGGACGCGGGCUCCCCAAGCUGGGAGGGGAGGGUGGCUCCACGGAGGGCGUGGUCACUCUGAGCACUUUCGGGUCUCUGAUGUCCCUCGCGCCCAGCUCGGCCUCGCCGGGCGCCAAGCACUUCGAGAACUCUCACCUGCCGGGCGAGCUGGGGGGCCUGGCCCCGGCGGCGUACAAGCGGCCCCAGGCCUCCGGGACGGGUUCAGGGGCUGAAGAGGCCACCAAGGGGAAGAAGCGGCGCUGCAACUGGAGGAACCGGUAUGGGCCGUGCCGACCCCGAGAGCUCCCGGAGCUGCCGGGCCACCCGGCCCCGGCCCCGCCCCCCUCAUCUUCCCCUUCCUCCUGCAUGAGCCUGAUGCCCCCCGGCCGAGCCAACCCCGCCAACAGCAGCAGCGGGAUCCAGAAGUCCCCGUCUCUCCUCAGGAACGGAGGUCUACAGAGCCUCAGCGUCAGCUCUUCCCCUCUUGGUCCAGGUGUGUUCCCCAGCAGUGACCCGCUGGUGCCGUUGAUGAGCGCAGUUAGCGGCCCAAACGCCCCUCUGUCCAGCACGGAGAUACCUCAACAGCUUCCCGUCGUCCCGUCUCUGCCCAGCACGCCCCUGCUGCCCCCCCUGCCCCACUCCAUCUCUGCUGGGCCCCUCAGUAGCACCGCCUGCACCUACUCCAAUGCUUUGCCCGGAUCUUCCUUCAACUUGGCCCCCUCCCACAUGUUCGGGAACCGGCUGAACCCCAACUCCGCCAUGGCCGCCAUGAUGGCUCAGUCGGAGAGUGCUUCCACAGAUCAGGAGCUGGGAGACAAUGCGCACGGCUUCCCUGGACGGGGCGCUUCACCAAAGGCAAACCUCUCCCCCCGCUCCCCGGUUGGCGGCCUGCAGAUCCGGUACGACCCCCCCGGCCCACCCGGCCCGCUCCUCCCCAGCUCGGGGGUCGGUGACGGAGGAUCGCUGCCCCCGGUGGCCACCAGCAUAGAGCAGCUGCUGGAGAGGCAGUGGAAUGAGGGCCAGCAGUUCCUCCUCCAGCAGGGGACGCAAGGAGACGUCCUCAGCAUGCUAAAGUCUCUGCACCAGCUGCAAGUGGAGAAUCAGCGUCUGGAGGAGCAGAUAAAGAACCUGACCAUGAAGAAAGAGCGCCUGCAGCUGCUCAGCGACCAGCUCUCUGUGCCUUUUCCCCCCGCCAGCAGUAUGGCCACCGCUUCCUCUCCGGAGCUCCACCCCUCCAACACACCCACAGAUGGAAUUAAUAGCUGCAAGAGUUUUCACCUGGGCAGCAGUUUUUUACCUGAUUCCUCUUUCAACUUAACCACUCAGGACACCUCCUGCGGCCACAGCAGCAGCAGCUCCUCUCUCUCCACCCCUCCCUCGGUGGCUCACAGCCCCCCCCAGCCCCCCAGCCAGGUGCAGCAGGUGAACGGCAUGGGGGUGGCGGGCGGGGCCGCCGCGGCCUCCCUCCCCGGCAUGGCCGGGGUCACAGGGCUGAUGGGGGCCCUCCAGGGGGGCCCACUGGCCAUGAGCGGCAUCGUGAGGGCCCUGAACGGCGUCAUCCAGACCCCGCCCGGCCUGGCCCAGAACAGCAGCCCUCUCUCGCACCCGGCCGCCGUGCCCAACGCGUCUCUGUCCAUCCCCAGCAGCCUUAACAACAGCACUACAUCUGCAAAGACCAGUGUGGCGCGUCUGGGCCUGCUCUCGGAGCAGCAGCGGCAGAUCCUCCUGCACCAGCACCAGCUCCAACAGCUCUUCACCUCGCCACAGCCCACGCCGGAGCAGCAGCAGCAGGCCCUGCUCUACCAGCUCAUGCAGCAGCAGCACCAGCAGCAGCACGACCUGCAGCAGCUGCAGCAGUUCUCCUCCUCGCAGCUCCCCAUCAACAGCCUGCUCCCAGCCGCGCAGGGCGCCAUCGCGUCCAACCCCUUCCUGGCCAUGCACGCGGACGCCGCCUCCGCCCAGAAGAGCACGCGGCUGGUGGAGAAGGCGGGGUCGUCGGGGGGCCAGGAGAAGAGCUGACGGAAACGGGACCGCCUCUUUUUUUAAGGAUCGCACUUCCUCCCCCAACCCUCUCAGGGGCCAACCAUCUCAGAACAAAGAGCAGCACAGCGCACUAGGCAAAUGUUCACAAAAAACAUCACUUAUGUUGCACUAACUGUAAAUUAAAAUUAAUUGCUUCCAUGAACAUAAAUGAUUCAGGGACUCCACAUCUUUUAAGAGGAAAGCUCUUAUAAGUGGGUUCAUAUAUAUGUGUGUGUAUGAUACUCACAUGAACAGCGCUGUGGAAGAAAGUGCACUGGGAACCUGGUGACUGAUAUCGAGGGAAGGGGGCAACUGCGGACCCUUCUGUUUCUAGAACUGGGUUCAGCAACUUUCGGUCCUCGAGGGCCGAGAACCUGCUGGUUUUUCUCCCUUCCCUUUAUCUGGGUGUUGUGUGUGAAGGCCAAUCAGUAGUGCUCUCAAUGUUGAUGAUCCCUGUUCUAGAACUUUCCGGUUUUAUUUACUAUGAGUGUUUGAGUUGCUUCAGGCAAAAGUGGUAGCUGAAAUGAGCUGACCGCAGCCAGUGCGGUUUGCAGGCCACAUACGCGUUCGCGUUUGUCGCCCUUCCAGACGAGGCACAGCCCAGAGUUCCCGUGCAUACAGUGCAUUUCUUCAUUUUGAGUCCCACUUUUCUAUCCUAGGACCAACGAAUGAGUCCCAGCCCAAGUGCCUGUUGUGUCCGUGGCCUGUGAGGCUCAGGAUAAUGCAGUGCACUCCUCUUCCUGAGCUCUGUCCCUUUACUCCACAUUCACAUCAAUAUCUGUAACUCAGGCAAUGUCAUCAAAAAGCGCCGUCUAAAAACCACACUGAGAAGCUGUUCGACCUUCAGUAUUGUGCUGCAUCGAGAGAGAGAGAGAAAAAACUGAAGCCAACUGUACAUAUUUUUUUUAUUUAUUUGCAUUUUUGUGCAACGGGCAGAAGAUAAUAUAUUUGAAGUGCCCAAUUCUUUUGUGUAUAAUAUUGUUACUGUACAAAGUGUUCUCAAAAGUCAAGCUUAGAAGAUCUUGUAUUUUAUUGUAUACAUUUUAAAUGACAAAAUAUAUUUGCUGGAUUUGAAGGCUAAAACUA